This is a messenger RNA of Fusarium mangiferae, 942 nucleotides long. RefSeq names its product putative CTP1-Mitochondrial citrate transporter-member of the mitochondrial carrier (MCF) family. The record is from RefSeq and is a predicted model, not a curated record. Lineage: Eukaryota; Fungi; Ascomycota; Sordariomycetes; Hypocreales; Nectriaceae. Gene Ontology annotation, biological process: mitochondrial citrate transmembrane transport. The transcript is spliced from 4 exons. The coding region runs from base 1 to 942 and encodes 313 amino acids.
AUGGACGCCAUCGCUACGACGCAACCUAUCGCUGAGCCUGCACUGCCUAAGCAGGUUGUAGCGCAGACAACAUCUGCACAGAAGAAGAAGAUUACUCCUGGUAUUUCUCUAGCUGCUGGUGCUGUUGCAGGAGGUGUUGAGGCCACAAUCACAUACCCCUUCGAAUGGGCAAAGACAGUAGCGCAGCUCAGCGCACGCCAAGCACCAGCUGGAGUAGCCGUCUCCAAAUCUCCAUUUGCCGUCAUCGGCCAAACAGUUCGUUCAGAUGGCAUUCGAGCAAUCUACACCGGAUGCUCUUCGUUAAUCGCUGGAACUGCUGCCAAAGCUGGUGUUCGCUUCCUCUCUUUUGAUGCUGUAAAGGCUCAAUUAGCAGAUGCCAAUGGCAAGCACUCAGCGGGAUCAAAUAUCCUCGCUGGUAUGAUUGCUGGUGCUGUCGAGAGUGUCACUGUAGUCACACCAACAGAGCGAAUCAAGACUGCCCUCAUUGAUGAUGCUCGCUCAGGGAACAAGCGCCUCAACGGCGGCUUCCACGCCCUGCGCACAAUCGCAGUCGAGCGCGGCGUCCGUGAAAUCUACCGCGGUCUCAUGUCCACCACCCUCAAGCAAUCAGCCACAUCCGGAGUGCGCAUGGGCUCCUACAACAUCCUAAAAGACACAUUCAAGUCCGACGGCAAGAACCCCUUCAUGACAUUCGGUAUCGGCGCCAUUGCUGGUGUCAUCACUGUCUAUGCUACACAGCCGUUUGAUACCAUCAAGACGAGAUCGCAGUCUGCCAAGGGUAUUGGUAUGGGUGAGGCUGUUCAGCAGGUCCUGCGUGAUGGAGGCGUGAGGGCGUUUUGGAGUGGGAGCACUAUGCGCUUGGGACGGUUGAUUCUUAGUGGUGGUAUUGUUUUCACAGCGUAUGAGAAUAUUGCGGGCUUGUUGAUGGGGAUGAAGAAGUAG